Molecule: messenger RNA, 843 nt
Organism: Spodoptera littoralis (African cotton leafworm)
Lineage: Eukaryota; Metazoa; Arthropoda; Insecta; Lepidoptera; Noctuidae
Source: the annotation of a GenBank genome assembly
GGCGAGCUGCGAAUGUUCAUUAUUUGAUAAACAGCAGCAGGCGACGCGCGGCGCGAUGCUGGCACUUCCCCGGACUUGGCUCACUCUCGUAUUUUGUAAUGUCAUAUUAUGGAAUGUAAGCUAUGCUCAGUACCAAUCCAUUACGGCUGGUAAAAUAAGGCUGAAGUUGACUUCCAUGACGCGUGAGCUGGUGCUGGACGCGUGUCAGAAGAUAGCCGCGAUCCAGAGCUACCGGCGGGAGUACGCCCGGGCCGAAGUCUUCCAGAUGGGCGACAUGAUACACUACAUGCGCAGCACCUUCAAGAAAAUGACUAAAGUGUACCAGUUGACUGACGAGUACUACUACAUAAGAUACGACGAAGGCUGGUUCCUCAAGAAUUUACAAGAACUAACUCUACAAGCCAGUAUGGUUGAUACUAUGCUGAAUAUUAUAAAAGAAGGGACGGCAAAAAAAGAAACAAGCGCCAUGCUGCACGCGCGGAUGCAGCGCGUGCUGCGCAGCGGCAAGAAGCGGCCGCGCGCCCCCCGCCAGCCCAGCCCGCCCAGCGCGUCCAGCCCGCCCAGGCGUACCACCAAGAGGAGGAACCAGAAGUGGCGACACGUCGUAGAUAACGACUUUGUGCAAGUGUAGAGUUUAACAUGGAAGACGUGCAGCUAAUAAAUCCAAAUUAAAAAUAGCAAUAAGCGCAGGUAUCGUCGAGCCAAAUACAAAGCCUCACGUUUAGAAUUAUGAAGUUAAUGUGAUGUGACUGUGUGAGUAAGAGAGUAGAAGUACAUACAUGGCAAAUUAAACAAAAUACAAAAAUAUAGAGUAUGCAGACCACAAUGCAGACAAUAUGAUUU